CGGUGCCCCACGGGCUUGAGCCGGGGUGAAUCUGGAGGGGCCGGGCCGAGCCCGGGGGCGCUUUUGUACGCGAAGCAGCCGCUAGAGCAGGACCUGGUCUCCCGAGAGGUGAGUCGGAGAGGCAGGCCUGGAGCCGCGCGGACCCCGAGCAGUAGCCCGAGAGGGACUACUUGUUGAUAUUUGAGGAGGGAGGUGUCUUACCUGAGAGCCUGGCUGGAGAAGACUGAGGUCCAAGGCUUGAAGCCUAAGUGAUUGCCCCAGGACCGUGGAUGAUGGCUGCAGAGAUCCCGAGAGUGACCACUUCGCUGAACCCCUUGGUCCAGGUGCCUCAAGAGGAAGAUAGACAGGAGGAGGAGGUCACCACCAUGAUCCUGGAGGAUGACUCCUGGGUGCAAGAAGCUGUGCUGCAGGAGGAUGGCCCUGAGUCUGAGCCCUUUCCCCAGAGUGCUGGCAAGGGCAGCCCCCAGGAGGAGGUGACCAGGGGACCACAGGGUGCACUCGGCCGCCUCCGAGAGCUCUGCCGGCGCUGGCUGAGGCCAGAGGUACACACCAAGGAACAGAUGUUAACCAUGCUGCCAAAGGAAAUUCAGGCUUGGCUGCAAGAGCAUCGGCCUGAAAGCAGUGAGGAGGCAGCGGCUCUGGUGGAAGACUUGACCCAGACCCUUCAGGACAGUGGCAGUCAGCGUGUUCAUCAGCCUUUUAGUGUCCUCACUGUGUGCAAUGUCAGCUCCAGAACUGCUAGGUGGGGCUUAGAGCUACAUUUGAAUUAUUUUGAGAUACAGAGUGAAAAUGGGGAGAACUGUAAUCAAGACAUGUUUGAGAAUGAAUCACGUGAGAUAUUCUCAGAAAUGCCUGAAGGUGAAAGUGCUCAGCACUCCGAUGGGGAAAGUGACUUUGAGAGAGAUGCUGGCAUCCAGAGGCCCCAGGGACACACCCCAGGUGAGGACCACGGGGAGGUGCUCUCUCAGGACAGGGAAGUUGGCCAGCUCAUAGGCCUGCAGGGCACCUACCUGGGGGAGAAGCCCUACGAAUGUCCCCAGUGUGGGAAGACCUUCAGCCGGAAAUCCCACCUCAUCACACACGAGAGGACCCACACAGGAGAGAAAUACUACAAAUGUGAUGAAUGUGGAAAAAGCUUUAGUGAUGGUUCAAAUUUUAGUAGACACCAAACCACUCACACCGGGGAGAAGCCCUACAAAUGCAGAGACUGUGGGAAGAGCUUUAGCCGGAGUGCCAACCUCAUAACCCACCAGAGGAUCCACACGGGGGAGAAGCCCUUCCAGUGUGCUGAGUGUGGCAAGAGCUUCAGCAGGAGUCCCAACCUCAUUGCACAUCAGCGCACCCACACGGGAGAGAAACCCUACUCGUGCCCCGAGUGUGGAAAGAGCUUUGGCAACCGAUCCAGCCUUAACACGCAUCAGGGGAUCCACACUGGAGAAAAGCCCUAUGAAUGUAAAGAAUGCGGCGAAAGCUUUAGUUACAACUCCAACCUAAUCAGACACCAGAGAAUCCACACAGGAGAGAAACCCUACAAAUGUACUGAUUGCGGGCAGAGGUUCAGCCAGAGUUCAGCCCUCAUCACCCACCGGAGAACCCACACAGGAGAGAAACCCUACCAGUGCAGUGAGUGUGGGAAAAGCUUCAGCCGCAGCUCCAACCUGGCCACGCACCGGAGAACCCACAUGGUGGAGAAGCCCUAUAAGUGUGGGGUGUGCGGGAAGAGCUUCAGCCAGAGCUCCAGUCUGAUUGCACACCAGGGCAUGCACACAGGGGAGAAACCCUACGAGUGUCUGACGUGUGGGGAGAGCUUCAGCUGGAGCUCCAACCUCCUCAAGCACCAGAGGAUCCACACGGGAGAGAAGCCCUACAAAUGCAGCGAGUGUGGGAAAUGCUUCAGCCAGCGCUCCCAGCUCGUAGUGCACCAGCGGACCCACACAGGCGAGAAGCCCUACAAAUGCCUCAUGUGCGGAAAGAGCUUCAGCCGGGGCUCCAUUCUGGUCAUGCACCAGAGAGCCCAUUUGGGAGACAAGCCCUACAGGUGCCCUGAGUGUGGGAAAGGCUUUAGCUGGAACUCAGUCCUCAUUAUACAUCAGCGAAUCCACACUGGGGAGAAGCCCUACAAAUGCCCCGAGUGUGGCAAAGGCUUCAGCAACAGCUCUAACUUUAUCACACAUCAGAGAACUCACAUGAAAGAGAAACUUUAUUGAAGUGGCAAAGAGCGAAAGUGAGGGACUGGCCUGGAGUGGGAGUUGCCACACUGCCCCAACAGUGAUUCCCUUUCAAAGAGCUGUGCUUCCUAAACAUUCUGGGGGGUUUUGCCAGAAUCUUCCCCUUGCUUAUCCUCAUUUCCAGGACACUGUCGUUUUAGUGGUCUGAGUCAAGUCCCGUAUACGUUCAAGAACAGGGCAUAGGAGUGGAAGGUCUGGAAAGUUGGGUCUUUUUCCCUUACAUUGGGUGACUUGAUUGGCCCCCUCUGGUGUUUCCUCUGUGCCUCAGUUUCCUCUUUGGUAAAAUGGGGGGGAAAUGUUUCUCCGUGUGGAAUGGAAGACAGCAUGGCCCACAACGUGGGCCGAGUCCUCAGAGAAAUACUGGAAAUCACUUGUGUGGUUCUGGUCGUUUUGUUGUUUUGCUGCCACUCUGUUGGGCUAAGGUGCCUUCACCCCAAGCAGUUAGUGUUCCAGGGCUCCCUGCGCAUGCUAGAAUCUCCUCUUCUGGCUUUGGUGUCUUGGGCUUUGAUUUCAGGUCAAAAUGGAGGGGUUUCUCCAGUUCUGAGUCACCCACAUGAAGGUAAAGCCCCUUUCUAUUUCCAGAAAGCGUCAGGAGCACAGAAACUUGAGGAAGUACAGCCUGGAGCCAGUGUCCCAGUGUCCUUUCCAUUGGUAAGAGUAGGACAGGGCCUUCAGGAAAGGGGUAAACCGAGGACAUUUCAGUGCUUGCUUUUGUCUCUGGCUACUGUCCUGUGGUACGUCAGCUACCAGGGGAACACAUUUUUUCUCGUGGGGUUUUGUCCUGGAGAGUGUAGUGAAGUCCGAGAGCCCCAGCUGCCAACCCAUGGUGGAUGGUAACUUCUGUCUCAUCAAGGGUAAAACAGUCCUGUACGCAGCAGGGUGGGUUUGUGCCUUUGGCCCAACGGAUACAUAGCCCCAUAAUUUCUGAAUUAUUCUAUGCACUUGUUUCCCUCUUCUUUUAUUUUUUAUUUGAUAUAUGCCAACCUAGAAUCCUGUCGGGUAGCUUUUGUAUACUAAGAACAUUAUUAUUUUUUAUUAUUUUUUUUUUUUGAGACAGAGUCUCACUCUGUCACCCAGGCUGGAGUGCAGUGGUGCGAUCUCAGCUCACUGCAAGCUCCACCUCCUGGGUUCACGCCAUUCUCCUGUCUCAGCCUCCCAAGUAGCUGGGACUACAGGUGCCCACCACCACCCCCGGCUAAUUUUUUUUUAUUUUUAUUUUUAGUAGAGACGGGGUUUCACCGUGUUAGCCAGGAUGGUUUCGAUCUCCUGUCCUCGUGAUCCGCCCGCCUUGGCCUCCCAAAGUGCUGGGAUUACAGGCAUGAGCCAGCACACCCGGCCAAGAACAUUAUUUUUAUUAUAUUUAUUUUUUUUUUUUGAGACGGAGUCUCACUGUCGCCCAGGCUGGAGUGCAGUGGCGCGAUCUCGGCUCACUGCAGGCUCCGCCCCCUGGGGUUCACGCCAUUCUCCUGCCUCAGCCUCCCGAGUAGCUGGGACUACAGGCACCCGCCACCUCGCCCAGCUAAUUUUUUGUAUUUUUAGUAGAGACGGGGUUUCACCGUGUUAGCCAGGAUGGUCUCGAUCUCCUGACCUUGUGAUCCGCCCGCCUCGGCCUCCGAAAGUGCUGGGAUUACAGGCGUGAGCCACCGCGCCCGGCCGAGAACAUUAUUUUUAAAGAAGUGCUAACUUUGAGGAUGUAUCUGUUCCCUGGAGAUAUUUGGGCUUGAAUCAGGAGUUUGUCCUACAGGUGUUGCCCUUGAUUUCGGGGUGCUACCUGGGCUUUGUUCUCGAGAUCCUUGCACCUGGAGAGUGAAGACGGGCAUGAUGGCAGGUGAAGGGGUUUGCUGUGAAGGAAGAGGAGAUAAGGCGUUUCGAGGAAAUGGGAAACUGCCUCCUCCUACACAUGGGGCCUGUGCUCAGAAUGGGCUUAGUUCUUAUAGGAUGGAUGCUCAGUAUUCCUUAAUAAAGUAGAGUUCCAUUCUUUU
Molecule: messenger RNA, 4210 nt
Organism: Symphalangus syndactylus (siamang)
Lineage: Eukaryota; Metazoa; Chordata; Mammalia; Primates; Hylobatidae
Gene: ZSCAN2
Product: zinc finger and SCAN domain containing 2
Biological process (GO): regulation of transcription by RNA polymerase II
Cellular component (GO): nucleus
Molecular function (GO): DNA-binding transcription factor activity, RNA polymerase II-specific; RNA polymerase II cis-regulatory region sequence-specific DNA binding
Source: RefSeq, a predicted model, not a curated record